UCUGUAUGUAUGAUACAUCAAUUACAACCUGUACAUGAAUGAUCUAUAGUAAACAGAGCUAGCAAAUAAAACACUCGGCUAAAUACACUGAUGAUAUAGGGUGCCUCUCUCUCUCUCUCUCUCUCUCUCUCUCUCUCUCCUUUCCUUGUCUUGAUCAUAACUCAACAUUCAAGGAGAUAUCAGAUCCAAGGUGGUUAAUCUGUCUCUCAUCAAUCCAAACAUAUAUACAUCGAUCAGUCAAUCAAUCAUCAAUCAAAUCAGGGAAUCAUCAAAGAAAAAAGAUGUCCUCCUCAUCAUCUGCCUUUUCAUCGGACCACCACCACCAGCAUCUCUCUCCCUCCGACCAGCUUUGUUAUGUCCAUUGCAACUUUUGUGACACUGUCCUCGCGGUCAGUGUUCCUUGCAGCAGUUUGUUCAAGACUGUUACGGUUCGAUGCGGUCACUGCACAAACCUUUUGUCUGUCAACAUGAGUGGCCUGCUUCUUCCUGCAGCUAAUCAGCUUCAUCUUGGACAUUCUUUCUUUGCUCCUCAAAAUCUCCUGGAGGACAUCCGAAGCUUGCCAUCAAAUAUGUCAAUGAAUCAGGCCAAUCCGAAUGAAUCAAUCAUGCCGAUUCGAGGAGUUGAUCAUCAUGAGAUCCCUAAACCCCUAGUCACUAACCGACCUCCGGAGAAGAGACAGAGAGUCCCAUCUGCCUACAACCGGUUCAUCAAAGACGAGAUCCAACGUAUCAAAGCUGGAAAUCCUGAUAUAAGUCACAGGGAGGCCUUCAGUAAGGCUGCAAAGAACUGGGCCCACUUCCCCCACAUUCACUUCGGACUUAUGCCUGAACAACCCGUGAAGAAAGCUAAUGUGCGCCAGCAGGAAGGAGAUGAUGUUACGAUGAAAGAUGGAUUUCUUGUUCCUGCCAAUUUGGGUGUGUCCCCUUACUAGCUAAUUAAGAAGUACUCGUGAAGUGAAGGAUCACAUGAUUAGGGUUUCUUUGUUAACUUUUCUUAAUCUCUUUAUGAUCAUCAUCAAAUUAGGACUCUAGUUAUUAGCUCCUAUCUUUCAAGCUAGAACAAUGUUAACAUGCGCGCUGUUUGGGGUUGUUUGGCUUCUGUGAUCUUAUGGUAGCUAGUGGGAGAGGAUUUUGAAGACUAGAAUGUUAAUUUGUGAAGUUCAACAUCUAAUUUCUCUGAACCCACUCGAAAUGAAGAUCUUAAUUUGUUGUU
This is a messenger RNA of Cornus florida, 1213 nucleotides long. RefSeq names its product axial regulator YABBY 1. NCBI's taxonomy places the organism in Eukaryota, Viridiplantae, Streptophyta, Magnoliopsida, Cornales, Cornaceae. The transcript is spliced from 7 exons. Gene Ontology annotation, cellular component: nucleus. Gene Ontology annotation, biological process: cell fate commitment; regulation of leaf development; regulation of shoot apical meristem development. Bases 282 to 932 code for a protein of 216 amino acids. The record is from RefSeq and is a predicted model, not a curated record.